AUGUCCCCCCCUGCCCCGGCCGUGCCAACCCCAAAGUCGACCACCUCCUCCUCCCCCUCGCCACCACGCCUCCUCCCCCCUCCCCCUCCCGACCUGGGCCACUCUCCCCGCCCGCGCCACCCCGCCGCUGCCUCCCCCUCCCCCGCCCGGGAACCAAGGCCACACGGGGGGGGGGAACUCACUACCCCACAACACCACAACUACCCUACUACAACGACACGUACUAACUACACACCUACAACCACCACUACUACAACUACACCUACAUCGCCGACAACUACUACCUACAACCAAAACAACCACGACCCAAUAUACAACAACCAAACAACAAAACCACCCACCACAACUACACCCACAACACCAACUUCUUUAACUUCACCAACAUCAAUAAGUACGGAUACACCUACAUCCACCAUUACUACAACUACAACUACUACACCUACCACCACCACUACAACACCUGUCACCACGACAACUACGCCAACAACCACCACAACUACGCCUACAACCACCACUACAACACCUACAACCACAACUACUACACCAACAACAACUACUAUACCUACAACCACAACUACCACACCAACAACAACGACCACUACACCUACAACCACAAGUACUACACCUACAACCACCACUACUACAACCACCACAACUACACCUACAACAACGUCCACUACUACACCAACAACCACAACUACUACACCUACAACUACUACACCUACCACCACAACUACUACAACUACCACUACUACACCUACAACCACAACUACUACACCUACAACUACAACUACUACACCAACAACCACAACUACUACACCUACAACCACUACUACUACACCUACAACUACCACAACAACACCAACCACGCCGACCUCACUAACAUCACCAACUACAACAUCUACAACCACAACUACUACACCUACAACUACAACUACUACACCAACAACCACAACUACUACACCAACAACCACAACUACUACACCAACAACCACAACUACUACACCGACAACCACCACUACUACACCUACAACUACAACUACUACACCAACAACCACAACUACUACACCUACAACAACAACUACUACACCUACAACCACCACUACUACGCCUACAACCACAACGACUACACCUACAACCACAACUACUACACCAACAACUACCACUACUACACCUACAACCACAACUACUACACCUACAACUACAACUACUACACCUACAACCACUACCACUACACCUACAACCACGCCUCCUUCAUUAGGGACUACUAGUGUGCCGUUGUAGUGCUAAAAACUUUGCAUGAUCAUAUACAGCUACAGAUCCAGCAGACGUCAGCUGGCGGUUAGGACGAGGGCUUGACAGAUCAGGACUGUGCCGAAAAAGGAAACUCGUCAUCCGUUUACUGUGUAUUCCCGUCUGAUGUAUCAAUACAUGUUCUGUUCUAUC
Pecten maximus is the source of this 1446-nucleotide messenger RNA. Its product is annotated as mucin-2-like. The transcript has 4 exons. Bases 1 to 1284 code for a protein of 427 amino acids. NCBI's taxonomy places the organism in Eukaryota, Metazoa, Mollusca, Bivalvia, Pectinida, Pectinidae. The record is from RefSeq and is a predicted model, not a curated record. Gene Ontology annotation, cellular component: membrane.